Molecule: messenger RNA, 1482 nt
Organism: Exophiala aquamarina CBS 119918
Lineage: Eukaryota; Fungi; Ascomycota; Eurotiomycetes; Chaetothyriales; Herpotrichiellaceae
Exons: 9
Coding region: 1-1482 (493 amino acids)
Biological process (GO): transmembrane transport; carbohydrate transport
Cellular component (GO): membrane
Molecular function (GO): carbohydrate:proton symporter activity
Source: RefSeq, a predicted model, not a curated record
AUGGCGAAACUUACCAACUACAACAUUAAAGUCUGUUUGGUUGUAAUCAUAGCUGCCUUCAGCUUUGGCUUUGGAGCGUCCAUCUUCGUCACCAGCGUUGGGCAACCUGGAUUCUACCGCUAUUAUGAUCUCGACCCUACCAGUUUGCACACGGCCAAUAUUCUCAGCGCUAUCAAUGCACUAUUCUUUUUCGGGUGUGCGGUUGGUGCCAUUGGCCAGUGCUUCGUUGCCGACUGGAUCGGAAGGAAGGGUGCCUUGACCAGUUCUGCGAUAUUCUCCAUCAUUGGCAGCGCCUUGGUCGCCGGCUCAGUCAACAUCCCAAUGCUCUUUGUCAUGCGCAUCAUCCAAGGCGUUGGAUUGGGCAUGCUGCUCGCUUUAGUGCCACUAUACCUCACCGAGGUUGCUCCACCACAGCACCGUGGGUUUCUCACGGGUUCGACUCAAUUCUCCACUGGUAUUGGCUACAUAGUUUGCUCAUGGGGCUCGCUUGGUUGCUAUCAUGCCGAAAACCUGACGGUCAGCUGGCGGCUCCCGCUCGCCCUUGCAUGCGUGGGACCCAUAGCACUUUAUAUCGGCCUCCUUUUUGUGCCAGAAUCACCUCGAUACCUCAUCUGGAAGGGAAAGAAAGAUGAAGCCUGGGCCAUCUUAAAGAGGCUACACCACGACCCAUCCAAUCCUUCCGAGGCGGAUGCAAGCGCUGAGUUUACCCAGAUCUUGAGACAGGUUGAGAUGGACAAAGAAGAAAAUCCUACGUUUUGGAAGAUGUUCAAGGUGCCCUCUUGGCGACGUCGAUCUAUCUCGGUGCUAUUUCUCCUGUGGAUUUACGGUAUUACCAACUUCUUCCCUCUUCUUAUCGGGUCUCUCGGCUUGACAGGGGAUGUCCCUCUGAUCUUGUAUGCGUCUUAUACCACGGUCGCCACCAUCUCAAUCUUUAUCACCAUGUGGCUGGUCGAUCGAUUCGGCCGCAGAGUGCUCCUCUUGACCGGGUUUGCGUCGGUGGCAUGUAUUCUGUUUACUGAAGCUCUUCUGCAGUGGAAGUACCAGGGGACAUCUAACAAAGCCGGGAACAAUGCAUGCAUUUUCUUCAUCUUCAUGUUUAUUGCAUUCUUCCAGUGUAUCGAUGCUCCCACAUUCGUCUGGGCCGCCGAGAUAUUUCCCACCACGCUUCGGGCCAAGGGUGUCAGCUUAGCCAUAUUCGCCUAUUUCGCUGGAACCAUUACAUUUUCGACACCGGCACCUGUGGCAUUGCAAAGCAUCAAGUGGGGCAUGUUCCUGAUUUACGCCGGGCUCUGUGUCAUCUCCUUCGUUAUCACCUACUUUUAUAUUCCCGAGACUAAGGGCCUUCCUGUUGAAGAAAUUGGUGCUCUUUUUGGUGACACGGUCGCUGUGCACUUGACAGCCGAUGGGGAGGGCAUCGUGGAAGAGAAGCCCGAAGAAGGCCAAGUUGAGGACAAUGCGCUACAUAUUGUUCAAAAGGUGUAA